AUGUGUUUUUUAUCCGGGCAUUUUCCCGUUACGUCAUACCAUCAAGUUCUGGUAUCUAAUUUCCGGGUGCUAAUUCCGGUGGGGUACACACGCACGGAAACGCAUGGAGGAGUCUUGGCGUUUGUGUGAUAUUAACAGAUAGCUAACUACACUUCGACAUUAUCUUUCUUGAUCGUUGAGUUUCAGCAAUGUAAAUGAAAUGAAUUUUAUAGCCAGUCCAUAACGGGUUUUCAUCCUGUGCUUUUACAGUCAAAAUAGCACUAUUUAUUACACAUGUUGGCGAUGUUUGGGAAAUCAAAGGAUCCCGUUAUAAAAUAAAUCUUUUGUUUUGAAUAUCGGACAGGAUACACUUCAACUAUAAAGAACCAUAUCGUUCGUUUAAUACCGUUUGAUCGAUCAGUCUGUGUAGAAGAUAUGUAUGUUUCUACGGCGAUACGUGCUAAACUUCGCAAGCCAGGCGCGUGUGGAGUGUUUUCCUUGCAAGUGAAAUAUGAUCCAGCUUCUCGCUUGAAAUGUAUAAACGCAACACUUAUUGUUGAUGACAUUCAGCACAGCAGGAAGUCUUUGUCAUGAUCGGUACGAAUCUAGAACGUUCCUUUCACAAUCUCUUGUUGCAAAUGACAUUUUUAUCACCCGAAAUUAUAACACAUAAAGUUGCAAUUUUCCAAACGCAACAAACACGCUCCCCUACCUCCCGACCCAUAGUCAAAUUAUACGUUUACUCCCAGAUUCUGGGUGUGACGUCAUAAGCCCCGACCAGGGUCUUUGCUUCCCAAGAGCAAAGAGCCUGGGAACGAGGUUGCGAAAUUUACUGCUGACUGACAAUUGUCAUGCGUAUAUUUUUAGGUUCCUGAAGAUUAUGGUGGUUUAGGUCUCAGUAACACUUCAGUAAGUAUCACAUUAACGAAUUUGUGUGGGAUUGUAAAGGCUUUAAAGACUAUAUACACUCAUUUGAUUUCUCUCGUUUUUACAUUAUUGUACUAUUGCCGUGAUUAUUAUACAGUGAAAACUGCAGGGCAAAGUAUAUUAUUCAGUGAAAACAAAGUAAGAAUAUUAUUUAAUAGUGCAAUAAAAAAUUACUUUCCACUUUCAUGAUUUUGUUCAUCUCUUUAGUAUUCUCGAUUGGUUGAGGUUGUUGGUUCACAUGAUCUUGGUGUUGGCAUAACACUUGGUGCUCAUCAGUCUAUUGGUUUUAAAGGAAUUCUCUUGGUUGGCAAUGAGGUAGAGAAAACCUUACAGUAUUUAUAAUAAUAUGUAUUUUGUAAUUCGCGGUAUUUUCACUUUGGUUGUCAAGUUAUCAGUGCUUAGAAUGUCUGCAACAGUAUCUGUGAACUUCUAACAAUGCACUAUAUUCAGUAGUAACGGAGUUUGUAUCCAAAGAAAGUGGGCUAAUCCAUGCACGUUUAUACUUUAGCAUUGUGUCAAUCCGAUCAAUCUGUCGCAAAGCAAGCAUCCUCAAAUCUCAGAAGGAGUGAUGCCAGGCCAAUCAAUCUUCUACAUGUACAGUAAUACUGUAUAUGUAGACUUGAUUUUAAGCUGUUUUCUCCCUCACAUGUCGAAAUCGACAGUCUAUCAGGAGAGUCUAUCAAAAUGGGUGCAGCGAAAAAUAAUUUCAUGUAUUCAGCGAAAUAGUUUUCGUUUGCAUGUAAACACUGUGGCCAACAACAUAAAAAGUAACCAACGUAACCGUAAUUCGUCAUCAAAAUGCUGAUGCCAUAGUCCUAGCCAGUGCGCUUAUGAGAAGCUGCGUCGACCUUCUGUGUGUCUUUAUUCUGUGGCCAGGUGGUUGUAUCAUCUACAAACGUUCGCUACGUUAACCUAUUCCUAAUUAUUUUAGUCGUCUGCCUCUCAUAUGAUAAUUUUAUAUUUUGAUUUUGUAUUUUGCAGGAACAAAAGAAGAAAUAUUUACCCAAGGUAAACAUGCAGUAUACAAUUACAUUUUUGGCCCCAUAUGGAGUCAUAAAGAACAAGAUGAUGAACAGAACGUAUGUUAUAUAAAUGAUGCAAAAACCAUUAUACAUGUAUUUAAUGAAUUGUUUUCGUUUUCCUUAGUUGGCCUCUGGCGAAACAAUUGCAGCAUUUUGUUUAACAGAACCUACAAGUGGAUCAGAUGCCGCGGUAAGUAAAAUAAUAUGAUUAUUUAAAAACGUCCAUUUGAUUAUGCAUUUCUUUUCAUGAUUUCACAUUAUUAAUCUCCUGCUAGAUUAUCCAGUUCGUGUUUUUAUUUGGAGUGUAGCGCAGUUACACAAAAGAUUUGUUAAACAGCUUUUCUGCUCGUGAAUUUGAUCCAUUAUUAAUUUUAUAAAGGGCUAAAUCGAUUAAUGCUGUGCUGAGUGGUUAUAUUACUACCUUAAAAAAUAAGCAGAAACUCGACGUUUCGAGCGAAGGCCCUUCGUCAAGAGUUAGUAUAUAACCACUCAGCACAGCAUUUUCACAUUGGUACUACCAACACUGGUACAGACAGUUUUAGUAAUUAAAUCGAUUAAUGUAUACCAUAUUUAGGACUAAAUUACAUGGAUAUCACGUAUGUGUGUAAACUUGACCUGUAACCUCGCAGUCCAAGGUCUUUACCUGACCGUCUUUCAAUAAUCUUGACCUGCAUAUACCUAUAGUGUUAACCAAAUUGCGGAUCACUGAAUUAAUCAAUUAUGACGUAUUACCACUGCACGUAGAUUGUUUAUUAUAAUGAUCUCUUUAUUAAUUUUUUCGAAGGAACUAGAUUCUGUUCCGAAAUAUCACUUACUCGAACCGUCCUGACCGUGUAGCUCAGUUGGAAGAGCAUUGGGCUAGUAUUCCAAAGGUCGUAGGUUCGAAUCCCACCGUGGCCGGGCAUAUUUUUCAAGCUCGCCCGGUGUGGAUAUACACUCAGAGUAACACCACAAAGAUCUCUUUAUUGUUUUAGUCCAUACGAAGCCAAGCAGUGUUAAGUGAAGAUGGAAAAUACUGGACUUUAAAUGGUGGAAAAUUAUGGUAAGGAUACUCUCUAAUCUCUAGAGAUUUAAAGUAGGGGUGCACCGGAACCAAUUUUUUAAGUUGCGGCCGGAACUGGAUCUGGCUGGAACUGGAAAUAAGUUCCGGCUGGAACCGAAACUGAUUUAUUAAGCCAUAUAUUGUCAUAUGUUACUUUAUCUGCUGCCAGACAGGCAGACACUUCAAGUCAUUAAGCAGAGAGCUCGCAAAUGUUAGAAUAAAAAAUUGAAAAACGUUAAACGUCAUAAUGAAGUGUUAAUAGUGUCCAUUUUCCUUGUGUAGUCUUCCUUCCUACUGUGAAGUCUGUUUGAUCGAUGCUAUUCAAUAAAUAAACUUGAUAUUUUAUCUCUCUGAAAACGACAGAGUUUCGGUUCCGGCCAUGGGUUUUUUAUUACUUCUGAAAAAUCGGGGUUCCGCGGCCGGAACCGAGUUCCGGUACACCCCUAAUUUAAAGAUACUUCAUGUUGGACUACAGUACAGCAGCUAAGCAGUGGGAGAGUGUUGUGCCUUUACUCAUUGAGUUUCUUGGAAGCAAUCGAGCAUCUGACCAAUAAUUUAUCAAUAAUAUCAUGCAAGUUGAUUAUAUACAACACGCGUUAUUCUGGUUUUUUUUUAGGAUCAGUAAUGGUGGGAUCGCAGAUCUAUUUACCGUAUUUGCAAAGGUUUGUGUGUAAAACAUUUAUUAUAUAUACUGCAGACAGUUGUCUUGAAAGAUAUUUUUGGACCUAAUCUACGUCUUUCGAAAGCUUACUGUAACCUUUUUAUCCCACAGGCUAUUUUAACUUAUCUGUCAAAAAAUCCAGUGCAGUAUAGUAUGACUUCAUUACAGUAAAUUCAGUACAGGUUUUACAGUAUGUCUACUUUAAUACAGCAACCUAUAUGCUUGCAUGCUACUUGUAGGGAUGUGUUGGAUACUAUUUUCCCGGAUGGAACCGGAUAGUAGUCUACCAGAUACCGGUCAGGGCAUAAUUGAUAACCUGAUACCGGAUAAUAAUCGGAUACUAGUGGUGUUAUUUGGACACUGCUUCACUAUUUCCCCCUAUAAUAUAAGGUCCAUACUUGUAUUUUCCCCCAUACUAUACGGGCCAUUGUUUUAUCUCUUUAUGUAAUAAACAUUUGUGGCACAGGCAUUGGCGAGCAAUCUACAGCAUAAAGCUUUUUACAUCACGAAAACAUUUUCCUAAUGCACAAAAAAAGGCAAAGGUUCUAAUAAAGGUUCCAGUACUAUCCUGUAAAUAUUUGGCAAUAUUUUAUCAUACAAGAUACUGCCGGAUGUCUAUAUUUUACUGGAUACCGGUAUCCGGCACAUCCCUAUAGUUACUUGCGCACACAGGUCAUUCAUUUUGUAAGUUUGAUAUAACCACUGGCUAAAAUUUCGAUUGUCUUGCAGACGCCAAUAAAAGAUGAAAAAACUGGAGAAAUAAAAGAAAAAAUUACCAGUUUUAUUGUGGAAAGAAGCUUUCAAGGAGUUACCAGGUAAUAAAAUCUUAGAUAUUUACAAAGUGGCGGUGGUAGUUUAUCAAAUGAAAAUAGUAAUAUGUUGAAUAUAGUUAGCCUUUCUCACGCCGCCAUUUUUGGUCUGCGAGAAGAAGUGCACAUAACAGCGACUUUUUAGAAUUUUUUGGACGAAUGAUGGUAAAUUUGCUUGUAAAUGGUUAGUUUAUUUUGAAAAAUUGCUUUUCACAUUGGGCCAAAAAAAAAUAUGUGGGUUUCCAGUUUCCCGACCCUACCUAGAUUUUGGACGUCGAAAUCCCGACCCUAAACUUUUUUAUUGGAUCGUGCUUGUAAGUGUUUCCACUUAGAGAAAAAAGUUUGUGGAAAAUUGAAAUUUGAGGCAAUAUUAGGGAAAUUUAUCUUUGGAUGUGGAAGCACUGACUAAACAAAAUGGCGUCCUGUUGUUAGGAAAAUUUAAAAAUGAAGUUGAAAAAAAAAGUUAAAACCGACCUACCCUACCUAAGUUUUUAUAAGAAGAAACCGGAAACCCGCAUAUUUUUUUUGGCCUUGUUUUAAUUGUCUGCAUUGGUUAACGAGAAUUACAUGCCACCCAAAAAUGGCGGAUAUUCGUCAUCGUGAGAAAGGCUAAUUACGUUAAAUCGUUCUUUUCUGUUUUUAAAGUGGACCUCCAGAAAAGAAGAUGGGGAUCAAAGCAUCGAACACGGCUGAGGUAGCCUACGGCAAUUAUAGUAUUUUGAGGACUUUUCUCAAGUCAUCUGAUAACGAUAUACAAUAUACAUGCAGUGUUGUGGACGUUUUCAGGUUUCGCUGAAUGUUAUAAUGAUUUAGCCUCUUCUGCAGGCAUCUUUACUUCCUUAGGAACCUUUAGUCUAGUGAUGAAUAUUACAUGUACAGUAGUUUGCAACCUCGUAAAUAUAGAAAUUAGCGAGAGAAGUUGUAGAAGACAAGCUUGAGGAUUUACUGGUUAGAUAUACCAGCUGCAGUUAUACAGAUUACUACUUACACUUUAGCGGAGGAUUACGUUUAGAAUAAGAAAUUCUCAAAUUCAUACAUAUACGGAAUUUAUACUUGCUAUUCGUUUUAGGUGCACUUCGAUGAAGUAAAAGUUCCUGCUGAAAAUGUUCUGGGAGGUAAUUUGCAGCACUUUAAAAUGUGCAGGGGUUCCAGUGUUGGUAGUGACCAAUGAUAAGAUGGGUUACAGUAGAAUGUAACAAAUACUGUAAUCUCUAACAAAUCUUGUAUUUUUUCCGCCGCACGUCCGCAUGAAAGUCCUGGCGACGAGAUUGCCUAUAAUAUAAAUCCAAAGGAAGAAUUUGAAAAGUCAAAAACAGUCGAGGUCAUGAGUUUUAUAUCUACAUUUCUUAAUUCUUGAACGUCUUCCGUGUUUGGAAAUGCCUCAUUGGUUAUAUUUAGUACGCAUCUGAUUGGUUAAUCGCGGAUAUAAUAAUAAUAAUAAUAUCAAAAGCAGCUGAAGGUUACCAGUUCCUUAAUGGUAGCGGUAUCAAUGAAUUGCUGUUGCCAUUUUGGCAAGCUCUUCUUGUCCUUCUUGGUAUUUUCCUAGAGCUGUUGAAUGUAAUUCGUCUUUGGCCUUCAACAGCUUCUUUUAUCAUGGGUUUCGGUUCGAAAAUAUGAGUUUAUGCACAACUUCAUAUAUUUCCUCCAUGGAAUAGUGCGCAAUAUUGGCAAUGAACAAAUCGAUUAUUAAGCAUACUCUUUUGGGACAAGUAUAUGCGUGCAUGAAAAUAUUUAAUACUCUACGUAACUUUACAGUAUGAAAUUCAAAAGUAUCAUUAACCUUGAGCCAUCUCUUUUGUUUUAUUAAGAAAUUGGAGAGGGAUUUAAAGUGGCGAUGCAUAUUCUUAACAAUGGUCGUUUUGGUAUGGCUGCAGCGUUAUCCGGAACCAUGAAAGCAUUGAUUGCAAACGCUGUAAGUUCAAUAUAUUUAACAAAUAGAAAACAUUUUCCGUCUUUUUAUACAGUCAUAGAACACGCGUGGUAGUAAUUUGGGAGAACGAGAAAUAAUCAUUGGAAAAACGAGCCUGAAGGGUGAGUUUUUCCACGUUAAUUCGAGUUCUCUCAAACUACCACUCGUCUUUUUAUAACUGUAUAGAAACACUGGAAAAAAUGUUUUCUAUUUCUUUUAUAUAUAAUAUAACUCAAGAAAAGUUUUUAUAGCCAUUUUCUAUAUCGAAAAUGUGUUUGCUGUUUGCAAGUUAACUUUAAAGUCGACGUGUUUAAUUAAACGCAUGAAUAUAUUUUCAUUGCUAGACUGAUUUUGCUGUGAACAGAACUCAGUUUGGGGACAAAAUCUGUCAAUAUGGAACAAUUCAAGAAAAGAUUGCCAGGAUGAAUGUUCUGCAAUAUGUUACUGAGGUAACUAUGUACAGUAUACAUAACUCCGAGAACUAUAUGAACAUUCUGUCACUGUAUGAUGGAAGACAAAACUUGACAACAAAGUUGUUUAAGGAAAUCGCCAGUAAAACAUAAAUUAAAUGACUUGUUGCCACCACUAAAUAAUGAUGGACAUACAUUGUGUAACACAACAGCAUAUUAUUAAAAAUAUUAUACCUCAACUUCAAAUUGUUCAAUCAGGAAGCACGUGAGCAUGUAAUUAAUCGCGAUAUCACGCCUUACGUCAUCAACUAGCGAGCCUGCGUUCCUUUUGACAAUGUUCCACCACAUGUUCCCCGGGGAACAUGGGGUUGAACAUUAUUCGCGUAGACCACGCGAAACAACACGCAUAACAACAAGAUGGCCGACAAAAUAUAAAUAGUAAUAAUGAGUGAUGAAUAAUUAAAUUUUAAACGUAAAACCAAAAUUUUGAAGCAGUGUCAUUAAUAUUCCAAACGAAAUGUGAUUCGAAAGAAAAGCGACGUUACUUGCGUUAAUCCAAAAAUAAAACAUCGUAUAUAUUCACGAAGGUAUGUGGCAAGUUUUACAUUCUCAACUUGGAGGCUUUUAAUUUUCAGUAUAAUAUAUCAUUUAUAGACCUGGAGCGAGGGGGAUUCGGCGAAAUAUUACCCUCAGUGAUGAUAUUUCACUCGGGGCAUAUCCGGGUAAUAAAUAUCAUCACUUCGGGUAAUAUUUCUCCGAAUCCCCCUCGCUCCAGGUCUAUAAAUGAUAAAUGUAGAUUUUUGCACAUGGAAUUUUCAAACGAAAAUUUAUAUACAAUUUUAGACCUACAGUAACCGGGAGAAGUUGCGAACAAUGUAACUUUCGGCCCUCCGGCAGGAAUAUGUAUACAAGAACUCGUUCUGUCGUUAUUCCCCGACAACUGGACGUAUGUUCGAUUUCUGCCGGAGGGGUUCCAUCUACGAGAAUCCCAUCUACAUUCAGUUCUAUCGAACCCAAAAUCUUGAUAUUAAAAGUGUUCUAUUUUGAUCAUGUAGUCCAUGGCGUACAUGCUGAGUGCAAAUAUGGAUCGUGGAGCUCCUGAGUUUCAGAUCGAGGCUGCUAUCAGUAAAAUGUUUGCUUCGGUAAUAGAAACAUGAAUUUUUUCGUUGUAUUCUUUCGUUGAGCUUUAUUUAACUAAAUCCUGAACGUUAAUUAUUGUUCAUUUCCAGGAAGCGUGUUGGUGGGUUGCUGAUGAAUGUAUCCAGGUUGGUAAAGGCCGGUGUAGUUCAAUUUGAAAGCGUGAACGCGCGAUCGAAUGCUCGAAACCAGGCCGCUUAUAUAUAGUAUAGUAUAUACGCGCCCUGCUCGAAACUGUCCGCUUCGUCUGCGCGGGCGGAAAUCGGCCUUAAGACACGCAUUCUUUUAUCCCUCGAUCACUACAGCAGUUAAAUCGUUUUGCGUUUUGUUCUGUGUGACAUCAGUAGCCAUGAUACAAUAAUCAUGCAAUGUUGAUUAAUGAUUGUGGUUUACGUGAUGUGGGGUUGUCAACCUCGUGCGCGUUCACCGUGCUUCUCGUCAAUAGGGAAAAUAGAUCCACUGCAUGAGCUUGCAAUCAUAGAACUUGUUGACAGAGUUACUAAAGCAAUCGAUAGAGGAGAAUACACGAUAGGUAUUUUCCUCGACUUGUCAAAAGCCUUCGACACAAUUGAUCACAAGAUAUUGAUUCAAAAACUUAAUCACUAUGGUAUACGGGAAUAACUCAAUUAUGGUUUCAAGAUUACUUAAAGAUUAGAAAACAAAUUGUUAAAUACAACCAAAUUAAAUCAAAAGAAAUGGUAAUUAAGAGUGGUGUCUCACAGGGGUCAAUUCUUGGACCAAUUCUAUUUCUGCUUUAUAUAAAUGAUAUUGAAAAUUGCAGCAAAUUAAUUUCAUUUAUAUUAUUUGCAGAUGACACUAAUAUAUUUUAUAGUAACAAGUGUCUAAAGACACUUAGUAAUUUUAUACAAACAGAAAUUGAUGAAGUUGCUGAAUGGUUAAAUGUGAAUAAAUUAUCUCUAAAUACUACAAAAACAAAAAUAAUUUUAUUCAGAUCUCCAAAUAAAAAACCAAGUCAAACCAUUAAAAUUAACAUAAAUGGUAAAAAUAUUGAACAAGUUAAAAGUACAACCUUCCUCGGUAUUAUCAUUGACGAACGUUUGACCUGGAAAGAUCAUAUAGCUAAAGUAACAAAGAAAAUAAUUAGAGCUGCUGGUAUAAUAGCUAAAAUACGACAUUUCAUAAAACGAAAUACUCUAAAACUUAUAUAUUAUGCAUUAGUCUAUCCAUAUUUGAUAUACGGCAACUUAACAUGGGGUAAUACUUAUAAAAGUCGAAUCCAAAAAAUAAUGAACAUACAAAAAAAAAUUGUACGUCUAAUGACUUUCAAAUCUUAUUUAGAGCACAGUGAGCCAAUUUUCAAAGAUUUAAAUAUCCUAGACAUUUUCAAAAUCAAUUAACUGCCUUAUUUAUGUUUCGAUACCACCACCUUAACAAUUUACCAGAUUUCUUUAAAAAUUAUUUUGUAGCAAACAACCAAAUUCAUGAACAUAACACGAGAAAUGCAUCAAAACUUCACAAAUGUUAUAAAAGAACAAAUUAUGUAAAACACACUCUCUCAAAUAAAGGAGUUGAUGUAUGGAAUUCGUUAGAAACAAAACUUAAUGAAGUAAACUCAUUUAACACCUUUAAAAAGAAAAUUAAACAACAUUUUUUGCUAUACACAAUUACCAAUAUAUAAAACAUACUUCUCUAAUGUAUAUAAUGACAUAUACUUUAGUCUAUUGUAGCCCAGCAUUGACAUUGUAAAAUUAAAUGCAUCUACAACAUUACUAUUAAUUUAUAUGAUACGAACAUUCCCACUUCUUUUUCUCUCUUGUAAAUAUAGUGUAUAUACUUCAAAACUUUCUGAUUUUACAUGUUAUGUAUUGAUUGACUGUAAAUAAUCGAUUAUGUGAUAAAACGAACAGUAUAAACUAGAGACCUAAAAUAAAAAGUCUAUGAAGAUUUCUAGUAAGUCUCUAGCCCAACAUCUUCAAAUUAUUGUAAUAUAUUUUAAGUAGAUUUUUAUACAUGGGAAAAUAAAUAAAAAAAGAAAUACAUUAGGCAUACGGUUAUCUAAUUUUCUCGUAAAUUAUUCGAAACAUGUUCGUAUUGCGAUCUUAACAUAACGACUUCUUACAUAUUAAUUUUCAUGGUCAGCAUUAUACAGUAUCAUGUGGAAGUAUGAGCGACAAGUGAUGGUCGGGGUAAUAAAAAGACUAUAUAUAAAGUACCUUCCUGCGUUAUGUGAUGUUCUUCGUGUACUGACUAGUCCAUGCAGUCAGAUCCUGACUGACAUGCUCCGGUAACUGCCAUGACUACAAUGAUUACUUUCGAAGUGAAAUAUUUUGCGAUAUUGUCGGUAAAUUAGUCUGUCUCAAGUACCUAUGUUUCAAGUACCUAUAAUGUCUAUUCUUUUUGUUUCGCUGUUAUGAUUAUACGCCAUCAAAUUUGUUAUUCAGUCUUUUCAUGAUCCAUCUUACGUUGGAGUUUAAAUGUUUAAAACAUAUAUGAUAAGUCGCGGAAGUCAUUUGAAGCCAUCGAAUCGCAAUUUUGUUUUAUGAGUUGAAUUUACAAGUAAUCCUUGAUUAUAUUGCUAAGGUUGUAGUUACGAAUUUCGUAUUUUCUCUUAUCGUAGAUCUACGGUGGAAUGGGCUACAUGAAGGUAAUUAUUUGACUUGAUAUCAUAAUCGAGCUGUCUGAAUAGUAUUUUGAAAGUUUAUUAUCGUUGUAGGAUGCUGGCAUUGAAAGGGUCAUGCGUGAUUUAAGGAUAUUCCGUAUCUUUGAAGGAACCAAUGACAUUUUGAGAUUGUUUGUUUGUUUAACAGGAAUGCAAGUGAGUGAAACAUUUUAAUAGUUGUAGUUAGGUCUGCUGUAAGUAUAAGGGUGUUUUAUUAUUGGAUGUUGUGUUCUUUUAACCAUGCAUGCAUGCUAUGUGGAAUAAAACCUUUUAUCAGCAGAUCUAGAAACUCUUAAAGGCGCUGUUACACUAUGUAACUUGUCUUGCAACUUGUCGCCAAUGGUAAGAAAAACAGUUCCAUUUAUUAUAGCAUUGCAUUAACACCUAGCGAUAUAUUUCAUGCAACUCGCAACCUUAUAAAUAUAUUCACAAUUUUAGGAUGCAGGGAAAAAUCUACGAGAACUUCAGAAAUCAUUACAAAAUCCAUUUGGUAAUCUGAAUGUCGUGCUGUCUGAGGGAAUGAAAAGAACACAAAGGUUUGUUGUGAAUUGUGUUGUAUUGAUCCAAAACGUCUAGAUAAAGCAAGGGUGGAAUAAAUAGCGGACAAUGGGACCCUGGUCCCUGAACAUUUUAGUGGUCAGCAGAAAGAAAAUUGGAAAAUAUCAACGUCGGAAUGGAACUGCAGUCAGCGGGCACCGUCUGCAGUCAGCGGUCCCAUCUCUGAGAUAAAGACUUGAUAGGUAUACCAAUACUGUUGAAAAUAGAUUAAACGUAGAGUACGCUGGAGGUGUACAACUACAAUCUUGGGCAAUAGUUGAUAGAACGACCAAUGGCGCACGGGCUUUCCUUGCCUGUUUCUACUACGUGUAUUAUCGAUUUGGUUAACGAGCGAAAAUUCGUAUAAUCCAGACAAAACAAAAUUGAAUGGGGGGAAUGAGUUGAAUAACAGGAAUCGUUCCACGCCGACCCGUUUUUGGCCAAGAUUGUAUAUAUGCACAGGGUUACAAACAUUAAAAGAUUUCUUUUUCGUAUUUUCAGAGCAAUAGGAGUAGAUUCAGGUCCAUCAAUCAGUGAGCAUGUUCAUUCUGAACUUGGAGAGAGUGCUAGACAGGUAGUUCAAUCUUUCAUUUACAUUUAUAACAUUACGUUUUAUUCUCCGAACCAUUUUAUUCUCAUCCGCUGCAGUGAAAAUGUUUUCGACGCAUAUUCAGUUCAUUUUGAUGGAAAUCCAGUCAAAUGUAUCGCAGGGGUGUAUAUAAUUACCAUUUGUGCCCCCCCCAAGAGAGGGGGGGAUGUCAUGGCCAUGCGGAAGAAAAUGACCCUAAAGAGGAAGGGGAAGAAAGGAGGGAAAGGGAAAGGAAGGAGGGAAAGGAGGGGAAAAGGAGGGAAGGGAAAGAAGGAGGGAAAGAAGGAGGUGCGCUUCAACUUCGACGUGCGCACAGAGUUUGUAUAGGACAGCGGCAGUGGUGACGUUACUUGAUGUAACAUUCAGAUAAAGUUCAUUUAAGUAGAUGGUUUUCUCUUGUUUCCACUUUCCAUCCAUCGAACUGACUUUACGUGUGACGCAAAAUUCUUCCAAUGGCUAUUAAUUCAUGCUUUUAAUAUACUGCUUUCUGGUAUUUUAAUAAAAUACAAAUGAAUGAAUAAUUCAAUAUUGUUCAUAAUAAUAAUAUUAAAUGAAAUAAUUUUAUUAACAAAUGUAGUUAUGUAAAAUAUAUGAAUUUUUGAAAUGAUCAUCAACCUUACUUCAAAACCAGAGUGUUACCUACUCAAUCAUUAAUUAUUUUCUUAGGAGUCCGAACCACUCCAAGAUUGGGGAAGAAAGUAACCCUUCCGGAUUUUUUUUUUGGGGGGGAAGUAACCCCUCUGGUAAUUAUAUACACCCCUGAUGUAUCGGGAAAACAAAAUUUCCAAAACACCGCGUAACUCGCGUCCUGAAUAUCCAAACAUCGUGAAGUUUUCGGUAUUGACUAAUUUGAGCAUGAAGAUUUUAAUUCUGGGGUCCAUUUGGGCCAAAUAUGAAGAUGAAAAAUCGAUAACGCGAAAUCGGAUCGGAGAAUAGCUAGACGCAUCACCUAUAAUUUCUUACGUGCCAGUCCUGCGUGUUCUUGGCAAUAACGAUUAUAACAUCUGGUCUUUAGAUUUGUCGUUGACUUUUUCAGUGAUGCAAAUACUCUUAUGUUACGCACUGUGAUAGAGUAUUUUAUACGAUGACUAACACAAAGUCAUUCCCAACUGAAGGGCUUCCGAGAAGGCAAUGAUGUGGGUUCGGAUUCCAGCAGUGAAUUCCAGCAGUGAAUUCCAGCAGUUGAGUUUCUCGGCUCGAGUUCCUUCAGUGACAUUGUAAUAUUUUCUCUUCAGUGUUCAAAAUGUAUUGGAGAUUUUGGUGCAGCUGUAGAAAAUCUUCUUGUUAAACACGGAAAGAAAAUAAUUGGUACGUAGAAAUACAAAAUACAGUUUGCAACACGUGUUUAUGUUUUGUUCAUUUCUUGUCUUUUCUCGUUAGAGGAGCAGUUUAAACUGAAACGUCUCGCAGAUGCUGCAAUGGAUCUCUAUGGAAUGGCAGCUGUGAUUUCCAGGUGGGUAAAAUGAAUUAACCAAACACUUUUACUGUAUAUAGACCUUUUAUUUUAUUAAUUAUCUAAUUUAAUAAUUUAAUACGCAAGUGCACUAAGAAGUGGAAGUUAAACAAUUUCGUACACUUAUAUAAACAGAACUAACCUUUUCAUCCUUAGACUUGCCUUCCUUUCUUUGUCAAAGCAGCAUGCUGCUAUUUUGCCCAUGGUAUACACGAUAAUCAUCGCCCAUACAUGGUACAGUCGUGUAUUACUUAUUAUUUCCUUCAAAUAGAGCAUCGCGAUCUUUAUCAAAAAAUAUACCAAAUGCUCAACAUGAGGCUGUUAUGACGAAAUUCUUCUGUGAUGAGGUAAGCGGAUAAAACUUAAAAUUAAAAAUACUUUCAAUUGCUAAAGUUGAUCUCUAAGUAUUUUAGUUUAGUCUUGUAACUCUAUCGAACGGCUGACGUUUUUCUAUAUGAAAUGUGUAUUUACAGGCGUCCCGCAGAAUAAGCAGAAAUUUACGAACAUUAAACAACGCAACAGAUUUAACUAACGACCAAAGAAUGUCAUCAAUUGCGAAAGCAGUUUAUGAAAAUGGCGGUGUAGUGCAGGAACAUCCCUUAUACAAUUGUAAAUAACGCACAAGGUACAGUGUAGU
This is a messenger RNA of Paramuricea clavata, 13732 nucleotides long. NCBI's taxonomy places the organism in Eukaryota, Metazoa, Cnidaria, Anthozoa, Malacalcyonacea, Plexauridae. The record is from the annotation of a GenBank genome assembly.